This is a messenger RNA of Saccostrea cuccullata (small rock oyster), 3060 nucleotides long. RefSeq lists its product as uncharacterized. The transcript is spliced from 9 exons. NCBI's taxonomy places the organism in Eukaryota, Metazoa, Mollusca, Bivalvia, Ostreida, Ostreidae. The coding region runs from base 30 to 3020 and encodes 996 amino acids. The record is from RefSeq and is a predicted model, not a curated record. Gene Ontology annotation, biological process: DNA recombination; DNA integration. Gene Ontology annotation, molecular function: DNA binding.
GCGAGCUACUUUUAGAAUAUAAACAAAUAAUGGCGUCGAUGCUGACGAGAAAGCGAGGAAGGCCAUUUGGAGGCAGAUUCACGCCGGAAGAAAGGAAAGCAAGGAAGAGAGAAAACUGGAGGCUGAGUUCCAAGGAAAGAGUCCACAUCGGAAAUCAUGUCGCGCGGUGGAAUCGCCUGAAGAGUGCGCUGGGUUUUAUGUAUAGCAAACAAGUAGCUGGCUAUCUGUUGGACAGAUAUGAGAAUGAUGAAUAUACACAGAAACUGAUAGCAAAAAAUAGUAAUUGUCACAGAAAUAAAAAAACAUCAAAAACCAACACCGGGUCAACCACAGAAUCUAACCGAAGGCAAACUGGACAGACAACCGGUCAUGAGAGGUCAAACGGACAACAAAGCAAUUCCCCAAGUUCUAAGUUUGACAAUCCAUCCAAGGACUCUGAAGAAAUAAGUAAUGAUGUCUCACUUCAGUUAGAAGUUGAUGACGGAGCAGAGACUAUAGAUGAGGACCAGUCUGCUGAUGACGAUUCUACCAGUGACCUUGACCUUGAAGAUGAUGAGGAAAUAGAAAUAAAGCAGGAAUUGGACUCUGAGGAAUACACCCCACAAAACUCUGGAUCCACCACUCAUUCAGAGAGCAGCAUAAUCCAAACAACAGCCAGUAGAACUGAUGAGUCAGGGGGAGAUAAUCCCUCCCACAUCAUUACACAAGUAAAACAGGAACCUGUUGAUAAUCAUUCUGAUUCAUUGAAUUGUGUGUUAACAAGUGAUACCAGUGAGAAAAGCAGGGAGGGACUAGAAACAAUAAAGACAGAACCAGGCAGCUCCCCAGAGAGGGACAACAGUGGACCGAGGACUUCAAGUGCAAAGGCAACUCCAGGAGUUCAUCCUUCAGUCCUAGCACAGAAUGUUCCUCAGAACACUGUUCUGUUUGCACACAGGAUAAUAAGGACUGUUAUACCUGUGGCUAAUGUAGCGUCCCCUGUGAACACAGACUUAAGGGGAAAUACAGUACCCUUACCAAUCAAAACGGUGAGAGAAGGAAAAUCUCUGUAUGUACGGAAUGAUUCUAUACCUCAGACAAUAUUAGUAAAUCCUCAGACUGGGGAAACACUAAUCCCUUCACUGGGAUUGACCUCCCAGAUCCCGGGAAAUAAUCCACUGAGACUGAACCUUCAGGGCUCCACCCAGAUCCCGGGAUCUGUUCCCAGGGCCGCUAAUUUAAUCCCGGGAUCUCUUCCUAGGGCCGCUAACUUUACAGUGUUACCUAGUGUAGUCCAGAGGGGCUAUAUAUCCUCACAGCCUUACAUUGUGACAGGAGGACAGCAGGGAAUGAUGGGGAGGCAGCAAACUGUAGCAGGAGGGCAACAGCCUACAGGAGUACAGCAGGGAAUGAUGGGAAGGCAGCAAACUGUAGCAGGAGGGCAACAGCCUACAGGAGGACAGCAGCAUGUAAUAGGAGCACAGCAGCCUAUAAUAGGAGCACAACCUAUGAUAGGAGCACAGCAGCCUACGAUUGGAGUACAACAGCCUACCACCAGAGGGCAGCAACCUAUAAUAGAAGGGCAGCAGAAUACAUUAGGAGCACAACCUAUGAUACGAACACAUCAGCCUACUGUAGUAUUACAGCAGGUUUCAGCAGAGCUGAUUGCAGAGGGAAGUAAACUAAAGAGGUCACUGUCUGAUAAUGGUGAAGUGGCCAGGACCAGAAAAAGAUUUGCCAGUGUUGAUGAAAAGGAAACGCAAGAAGGGGAAAAGUCCAAGACAGUGCUUGACAAUGAUACUAUGCCUGAUGGUAAUCUUAAUGAGGAUGACGAUGAUACUCAGUCAGAAGCUGAUGAUUUUGAUGACAAUCUGAGCCAGUCCUCUGGCAGCAGUGACGAUACGGACACACCGUCAAAUCCUGCUUCACUGAAACGCUCCAAAGGAACAGACAAUUUAUUACCAGGAGGGAAGAAGAAGAGAUUCACCACGAGUACUGAGGAGGAAAUCAACCAGUUGUUUGAGGCGCGACAAACCUACGGCACAAAGAAGAACACUACCUGGGGAUGUAAAAUGAUGCAGGACUGGAGCCGUGAGAGGAGAGGGGAGGAGAUAGAUUUUGAGAACGUCUCCCCCGCCCAGCUCAACAAGCUACUGGAGAAGUUCUACUGCGAGGCGAGGCCAGAGAAAGACGGACAGGUGUACCACAAAAACACACUGACAAACCUGAGGGCGGCCAUCAACCGCAAACUGGGGGACUUAAAGAGAAAUGUAGACAUAGUGAAGGAUAAGGAGUUCAGGUCAUCUAAUGGGGUGUUAGCUGGCUUAUUUAAGGUACGGGCGAGGGAGGGCAUAGGAGUGUCCAUGCCGCACAGAGAAAUCAUCGAGAAAUCUGAUCUAGAAAAAAUGGCCAGUUAUUUUAAACAUGCACUGUUGAACCCGAUAAUUCUCAGACAAUGUGUUUACUUUCAUCUGACUGUCCACUUUAUUUGUCGAGCUCACGACUUCCGGAGGGACAUGAAGAUAGACUCCUUCACAUUCAUCAGUGAUGACAGCGGUGAAUACGUCAAUCACGAAAUCCGACUAAAAGGUGUUAAAAACGCAGAAAUAACCAUAGACAAGCGCAUGUACACCACAGAUGAAGUCGCGUGUCCUGUAAAAAUGUUAAAAUUACUUAUAGCUAAAACUGACAACGGUGCCUCUGCUCUCUUUAAUAACCACAGAAAGGACUCGAUGUGUCUGCCGAGGAGUAUGAAUAAGUGGUACAGGGCCGCGCCCCUCACACAGGGGACCAUGAGUCGCUUUAUGAAGGACAUCAGUCGGGGGGCAGGGCUGUCACGGGACUAUUCAGGUCAGUCUUUGCGGGACACUGCCAUCCAGCACCUGACGGACGAGGGCUUCGAGGCUGAAGACAUCCUCUACAUGACUGGGUAUAAAAACCGUAAAUCUCUCAUGUCUAACCACAGGAGGAUUUCUUCAUCACUGAAAAGGAGUCUUAGCUGCUCAUUAUCUAAUAUGAUGAAACCAUCAGCAAAUGAAUAAUAAAAUUCUUGAAAUAUCUCUGUGUCUUGAUUAGGCCAUG